AUGAAUCUUUUCCACUUUACCACAAGAAGGCUGGUUUCUCAAGUAUAUUGUGGACUGAAACCUGCUUCUUCCAAGAAACAAAGGACGUGCUUUGAAAUGGCCCGACCAAGUUCAAGUAAGAUAAGAUUCUGCCCAUGGUGUAUAUUUGUUUUCGUGUCCACACACAAUAUGAUUUCUGUGAAUUGAUUAUUUUUGUUCCUGUUGUAAAUAAUGAAUCUUGAAAUCUUAAAAGUUUGAAACCUUCCAUUUGAAUCACUUGGGUUUGGAGAGAUAUGUUGGUGAAGAUGAUUGUACAGAUGAUGAGAUUUGUUUAAUUACUCCUAUUUUUUAAAAUGUAGCUUAUUAAAUACAAGGGGACAUUAAGGAGAUAUUAAGGAGACAUCUAUUCACCUUCCUGUUUAAGAGUAGAACUGCAUGCUGUCUUUACAAAUGUGUGUGCCUCAAGUCCAUCGGUGGAAAAAGGGAGUAAUUGUGAGGGAGACUUUGUAAAAGGAAAAAUUCUCCCUUACAAAUAUUUCCCAACAGCUGGGCUUUCUUCUGCUUUUCGAGCCCAGCUAGAUUUAAUAACAAAAAAAUUAAAAAGAUGGAGGAGGGAGAAUAUUUGUGUUCCUCAUAAUGUGCAACAGGAUAUUACCAAUGUGAGACAGCUUAUUUUUUUCAAUGUCUGGAAAUUCUGUAAGUUGCUAAUUCUUUAUUUUUAAAUCCAUUUGAGAUUGGUCUUGCUGUUAUGGUUCAACAUAAUUUGUGGUCCUGCUGCUUUUCUUAAAUCUGUACUGCAUUGUGUUAGCCAUGAAUAUAGAAAUGUAAUCAUAAUGGGAGGUAACCCAGAAGGCCACUAACUUGUGAUCCUAAGAAGGCAUCACUAAUUUUACAAGAAUAAAUCAGUUAAAAUAGUUAGUUCCACACAAAGGAGCUCACCCGUACAACUUUCAUUUUUUAAACUUAUUUUUUACAUUUAAAUGCCUUAAAUAAAAUGAGAAGUUGUAUUCUGUUAUGUUUAGACAAGAGUCUGUAUAACCAAGUACUUCAGUUUUGAAUAUCAGCAGGUCAGGUCUUGUUUCUAAGCACUUUCUAGUUUUGCUAUGUAAGAUUCCUUAAUGAGCUGAAAUGGAGGCCUCAUAAAGCAAAGCAUACAUUCCAUUUUAUUUAAUUUUUAAUCAUGAACUGGCUAACCUUUAAAGAUCAAUAGGGUAUAUACUUCAGUACACCGAGUUGCGUCAUGAAUGAAAUUAUUCAUGUGCUACAGUUUUGCUUUUAAAAAAACCCUCCAUUUUAGGACUCAUCAAACUCUUAAAUGUUCCCAGGGUCAACACAUAAACAUAAUUUUGUGUCAGACAUGUCUUCUGAUUAUGGUCUGCAGAAGUUUUAAGAUACAAAAUUAAAGCACAGGCAAAACUAGUCAAGCUCAGAGAGACUGAUUUGUCCAGGUCAUCCAUUCCAGACAUCUUUAAAGCUGAGGAGUUUCAAACUUUGGUUUUCCACUUUCAGAUAAAAAAUAGCUUUUGUAUGUGCUUAAAAUGUGUCAUUUAGAAAUAAAUCUGACUUUUUCAUCUUCUCUUUUUUUAAAAAGGUAUGGCUGAUUUUCGAGAAGUAUUUGCUAAAGCAAAGCAUAUAGCUAUUAUUACAGGGGCUGGUGUCAGUGCUGAGAGUGGUGUUCCGACCUUCCGAGGUGCAGGGGGCUACUGGAGGAAAUGGCAAGCUCAGGUGUGUGCUGCUGACCCGUUUCCCCCCCAGGAUGCUAGAUACUGCUACUUAAUAGCCUUUAAGUGCAAUUCUACACAUAUUUACUCAUAACGAAACCCUGCUGAGUUUAAUGAGGUUUGCUCCCAAAUAAGCAUAGGACUGCAACCCUAGUAGCUUUGAGGGAAUGUAAGGACAUAGUUUUAUUUGUUUAUUAAAACGUUUCUUUCUCUCCUUUUCGUCAGGGAGCCCAAGGUAUUGUAUAUGGUCCUUCCCUUCCUCAUUUCAUCCUCACAGCAACCCUAGGAGGUAGUUAAGGCUCGGAGAUGCUGGCCUGGUUUGCACAACAUGGUAAACCAAACUAUGGCUUAGUUCAGGUUGGAUAUUGUAGCUAUAAAGUCAUUUUGUAGACUUGGUUCCAAAAUGGUGAUUUCAGGCUAAAUAAGUAUCUGCUAGGUCAGAGCUUUUCAAACUUCAUAUUGGUGACACACUUUUUAGACAUGCAUCAUUUUGUGACACAGUAAUUCAGCUUUACUAUAAGAGUACAGGGAGCGUUCGUGGGACACACCUACACACUGCAGCCAACACACUAAUGUGUCGCGACACACAGUUUGGAAAGCUCUGUGCUAGGUGUUUUCUAGAUAUCAGGUUAUACACCUAGGAUUCUGGGAUAAAGAAACAAUUGGCUACAACCCAUUUUUAAGAAUGUAAAGUCUGGCUGUGGUCCAAAUCGGUCCCACGCCUUAAACAAAACACACAGAUUUCCAGAUAGGCAGUGAGCAGAAAUUAAUAGAAACUGGCAGUCUUUAUAUUGGCCAAGCUAGGGAUUGAUUUUGGUUGGUAUGUUAGAUAAAAGACAAAGUAGUUACUGUACAAAGUGGUUAUAUUUGCAGUGGCAGAAAAACUGGAGGGGAUUUUGUGAAGCUGAAUGCAUUUCAGUGUUAUAGCGACACUCUGAUCUAAAUGUUGCAUUGUAUGAAAGCCCUAUUGAUUGGCUUCUCAGUUCUGAAUUGUUAAGUAGUGUUCUGAUCCCGUGUUUUAUAUUGUUCAAUUGAGUUUCUGCUUUGUUAUUGUGUGUGAUAUAAAACAAAGGGUGGCAUUCAUCUAAGUUUUACUCUUGAGUAGAUUCAAUGAAAUUAAUGAACACAACUAAGUUAGGUCUGUUAAUUUCAGUGAGUUUUCUCCGAAUAUAACUUAAUUUAAUACCACCCAAAAGACUUACCUCGAUCUAGAUUACUCCAUUGUUGUCUGUGAAGUACUGAGCACACUGAAACACAGUAUAUAAAUGCCAAAUAUUGUGCUUAUGGCUGCUUGCAAAUGAAUGUGAGGCUUUAUAAUCAGGUAUGGGCAUUCUAUUGACAAAGCAACAAAUGAUUCCUCCCCCUCUACCCCACAGGAACUGGCUACUCCAGAGGCUUUUGCAAGGAAUCCCUCUAGGGUGUGGGAAUUCUACCAUUACCGUAGAGAGCUUAUGAUGAGUAAACAUCCAAACCCUGCACACACUGCCAUAGCAGAGUGUGAGGCCAGGCUAAGCAAGCAAGGAAGGAGUGUUGUGGUUAUCACGCAGAACAUUGAUGAGCUCCACAGAAAAGCAGGAACAAAGCACCUCUUAGAAAUCCAUGGUAAGGAAUCCCCAGCAGUGUGUUACAGAUAUCUCAUUCAGCUAUCCUUUAUUGAUAUUUAUUGUGUUUAUUGAUAUUUCCAAUCAUAAAGACAUGGAAAUUAAAGACCUGAGAAUUAGCUAUGAUGGGACAUUUUCCCUCCCAUUUCCUCUCUCAGGUUUCUUUGAAGGCAUGCACAAGAUGGAACUUGCUUAAUUGCAGCUGGAAGACUGAGGGUAAACAUGUGAUAGCGAAGAAUUGUACCUGUAUUUUUCCUUUACUGAAUUAAAAGCAGAGGAGGGGUUUUGACUGGGAAACGAUAUUUGUUGUGGUGGACGAAGUAUUAAGCAGCAAUGCUGCUUUAAUCAAAUUGGGAAACUGCAUGGCUGCAUUUUAUUAAAAAAGAAAACAUUGGGAAAUUCAAUAAUAGUUCUCCUGUAUAAUGUGUAAAUCAGCCUUGAAAGGCACAUUAGAAAUUACCAUAGAGAGUAGGAACUAAAUUAGUAAACAAAUCAGGGCCCAGAAGGUCGUACACAGCGUUUCGUAUAUGUACUAGCAUGUGGAGGUGUUUCCCUUUCCCAGUGAAACAUCCUUUAUCCGACUGAGCUAUUCUUGAAGGAUGUGGGUCAUUCAAGGGGCUCCAUCAGAAGAGGAAAAAUAGCAGUGCCCCUGCUUUAGGAAUGGGAUUCUGCAGAUUCUGGCUGUAGUAUUUAAUUCACUUCUUUUAAGAAGUUUGUUCAGCGCUUCUACAAUGCAUGAUUUUUAGAAUCUAGAAAAGUAGCCUUACUAAAUCUGCUGUUGACUACUUUGUAGAAUUAUAGAAUAUCUGUGUGUAUGACAGGUAGUCAGAAGAACAAAUAGUUACUUGGGAAAUGGUGAAAAUUAUUAACCUAUGAUAUUUUAUUUAUUUUGGCUUGUCUUUUUGCAGCUCCUGUUGUUUAAACAUUUCAGUAGUCUCCUUUGGCUAGCCAGUAGUUUGUUUCACUAAUAAAUGCUUUAUGAUAUUCUUCCAGGCUCAAAGUGCUGAAUUAGGCAAUUUUCAGUUCUUGUAAGAUAUAUGAGAAUCACACUGCUGGUAUGAUGUGUUAGAAGUUUUGUAUUAUCAACUGUGAAGUCCAUGUUUAAAAUAUGGGAUUGUUAUUUACAGGUAGCUUAUUCAAAACCCGAUGCACCAGUUGUGGAACUGUGACAGCAAAUCACAAGAGUCCAAUCUGUCCUGCUUUGGAUGGGAAAGGGUAAUGGAUCUGUGCUGUGUUACCUACAGUUUGUGUCUGUUGGCUUCUAAUGUAGACAUUUUCUCCUGUCAGAUUAGGUGAACAUUCAGUAGGUGAGAUACUGCAUACUUCAUAGGGUACUGAUCCAGAGGGCCCUUCAACCUUUGGAAGGGGUUUUCCCCCCUGCAGGUGUGGGGGCUGAUGCUUAAAGGGAAUGAUUAAAAGCUCCUGUCCUGCUCAAGAGUAGAGCUGCCUUUCACACCAGUCUGGAUCCCAGUAAUAGUUUAAGUAGUCUGCUCUGAGUAGGACCAGCAUUGAAUACCACUUGAUGAGCAGGAUUUACCUAACCAGGCACAUCAGCAGAAGCCUUGAACAAUUAUUUCUGCUUGCAUAUGGGACUUUGCGUGCCCCACAAAAUUGGCUCUUGGAAGGUUGGGAGAACCCCCAGAACAGUGCAGGGGGGCAGAAGAGGGGGAUUGUUCCAUCUCGCAAGCUGUGGUGCUUGCACAGAAAAAAAGAAUUGGAAGAGCAUGACAUUGAGUUCCACCCCAUGUGAUUAUUAUUAUUAUUAUUAUUAUUAUUAUUAUUACACUUGCAUUGUUCACAAUCUUUAUUUGCAUUUAUAGUGCUCCAGAUCCAGAUGCUGAGGACAGCCAGAUUCCUGUAGAAAAUCUUCCUCGGUGAGUGCUGAGCUGCUGAAGCAUUCAAAAAUUGCAUGCAAAGGAGAUGCUCUGUUACUUAACAUAUUGCAGCAGAAUUUGUAAUAAACUAGAUGAAUAUUUUUAAUUGCUUUGCUUUCUUCCCAGCUUUGUGUCAGUCUAAUAUGUAUCUCCAUAAUUUUACUUGGCAGGUGUGAAGAAUGCAAUGGUCUCUUGCGCCCUCAUGUUGUAUGGUUCGGAGAAACUUUGGAUUCUGAUAUUCUUACAGAGGUUGAAAAAGAACUUGAGAUUUGUGAUCUUUGUUUGGUGGUAAGUGAUUUUUGUUCUGUUUCUUUGUCUUUAAUUUGUUAGAGCCUAUAACUUAGUAUCGGCUCAUGCUUCCCAGGAAAGGAUUCAUGAAGUUAACUGUCAAAUAUAACAGACAUGAAAUGUCAAUAUUUUCACAUAGCACAAGGUUGGGCAUUUGAGUGGUCCAAUUGAGUUGUUCAGUUGAUGGCUCAAAUAUUGUCAACGAACGGUCAGAUCUUUUCAAAGCAUUCAUUAUAUUAUAAUAACAAGCUUCAACAGAGUUUAAACUUGUGGUGAUUACAAAAGGAAGUUAAUUACCAAUAAAUGUGAAGUACCCUUUGCAUUGAGGCUCUUGUCAUAUUUACAGUUUCCAAUAGAAUUGGCAGGUUAUCACAUACCAGUGGCUUUCAGUGGCAUAUGUAUAAAUUAUUUUACAUUACCCACAAUACUUAUUUUAAGGGCGCACAGAAACAUCCUAAACUGUGCUAAUCUUUUAUCCAACCAGAUAUGUCUGUGAUGAUGUAAUAGUAGUCAUAGGUAAAGGUAAAGGUACCCCUGACCAUUAGGUCCAGUCGCGGAUGACUCUGGGGUUGCGGUACUCAUCCUGCUCUAUAGGCCAAGGGAGCCGGCGUUUGUCCACGGACAGCUUCUGGGUCAUGUGGCCAGCAUGACUAAGCCGCUUCUGGCAAACCAGAGCAGCACACGGAAAUGCUGUUUACCUUCCUGCCAGAGCAGUACCUAUUUAUCUACUUGCACUUGAUGUGCUUUCGAACUGCUAGGUGGGCAGGAGCUGGGACUGAACAACGGGAGCUCACCCCGUUGUGGGGAUUCGAACCGCCGACCUUCUGAUCGGCAAGCCCUAGGCUCUGUGGUUUAGACCACAGCACCACCCGUGUCCUGCAGCUGGUUUACAAACCCUUUUUAAAAAAGAUCAAUGCAAUCCUCAAGCUAUAGUAUGAUUAAUGUUGGAAAGGGCAGUACAUGUGGAGGAGCCUGUAGGGCACUUCCAAUGUCUGGUUGAAAAAAUGUGAUAGCUGCACCAAGCCAAAGUUUUGGGCAACUAGGUUAAUGCUUAUGAACCGCUGCAUUUUCUUCUCUUUCUCAGGUUGGAACGUCCUCUAUAGUAUAUCCUGCUGCUAUGUUUGCUCCCCAGGUAUCUGCCAGAGGAGUGGCAGUUGCAGAAUUCAACAUGCAAAGCACCCCGGCCACAGAUAGGUUCAGGUAGCACCCUAAUAUUCUUUAGAACUAGUAAAUGCCAUUAUCUGCAGAAAUAAAUAAGUAAAACCUGCCGUAUCUAAAAUGUUUGCUAGCAAGGCAAUGCAAUUUUCUCACUUGCAGCCUAAUCUGUAGACCAGCAAAUUUGCCAUUAAACUUCUUAAACUCCAUAGAAAUAAAUGGGAUAUCAAACAAAUGUAAAAGAUCUACUGGUUUAUGGAAGGGGGGAUAGGUAAAAGGACUAACAAUGUUCUGAUAUUUGUUUAGGGUUAGGGUUUUGGAAUUAUUUGCUGAAGUACAAUUAUAUUUGAUUAAAUACUAUUUAUAUCCUGAUUCUGUUUCAGGUUUCAUUUCUCAGGUCCCUGUGGAACCACGCUGCCCCCAGCACUUGCACGCCAUGAAACUGAGAUAAUCUCAUGA
Molecule: messenger RNA, 7077 nt
Organism: Podarcis lilfordi (Lilford's wall lizard)
Lineage: Eukaryota; Metazoa; Chordata; Lepidosauria; Squamata; Lacertidae
Source: the annotation of a GenBank genome assembly